Messenger RNA from Nomia melanderi (Alkali bee), 1678 nucleotides. It is a transcript of the gene tan, whose product is annotated as C45 family peptidase tan. Lineage: Eukaryota; Metazoa; Arthropoda; Insecta; Hymenoptera; Halictidae. The record is from RefSeq and is a predicted model, not a curated record.
CAGACUUACAGUCUUCGUAACAGUAACUUCGGGAGACACUGAUCGUAAGUCGUCAGUCGUGCAACGCUCAUUGCCGUUGGAACGACGUUCGAACACACACACACACAGUUUCUCUGAAAUACCUUUGCGUUGUCGCGAAUUUCUAUAUUUUCGAUUUCCACAAUCUUUCUUCAAGCAACAGACACACUCGCACAUUCAUUUCAGCGCAGAUUAGUCUACGAGACGUUCAAGAGCAAAGACAGUUGCAAGUGCAGGUAACUUCUGCGCGCGAAAUGACGGCGCAGGAAAUUAUUUCCGAAAGUAGAUGCCAGGCAAAUGAUAUUGGAAGGAGGCAAGCGAUUCCUGUUAUUUACACAAGAGGCACUCAUUACGACAUCGGUUUCGAUAUCGGGCGCACAUUUUCCGGAAUAAUUAGAAACUUCGUGGAGAUAUAUCGACCUCUGAAUGAAACGUACUUGCCGCUGUACGAAACCGAAGCCGGGAAGAAGAUUUACGAAGAAACUCUUAGCUGUGUGGAACAGCAGUUUCCGGGUUAUCUCAGGGAAAUCCAAGGAACGGCCGAUGGAGCGAACGUUCCUUUUCACAAGUUAUUUCUAAUGCAUCUGGAUGACAUCGUGCUGAACGCGGCGAAAACGCAAGUCCCGACAAAAGACUUACCUAUCGGAUGUUCCACAGUUUCAUGUAAUCAGCCAGGACAGGAAAUCUUAGGUCACAACGAGGAUGCGUUGAGCGAAACUUUAAAUCAUUGGUACUUGGUUUCUGCGCAUCUGCUCGAACCAGGUUACCAGGAGGAAAAAUUCACAUCUUUGAGUUACGCCGGAUUUUUGCCAGGAUACACGAUGGGUUACAAUCAUCACGGUCUCGUUUAUACCAUCAACACUUUGAGCGCUGCAAACUUAAGGUCUGGUAAAACGCCCAGGUACUUUUUGGCUCGUGCACUUUUGGGUGCGACCGAUUACGAUCAAGUUCAACAGAUACUGAAAAACGAUGGCUUUGGCUCGGCUGAAGGGUUUUCGGUGAACAUGACUUUUUUAACGCAACCAGGGAACCGAAUGUUUUACAAUAUCGAGGUUGCUCCCUGCGACAACGAUGCGAUACAAUCGCAACUAAAUAUCCUGAACGUCAAUCCCGGAGAAAACACUUUCCACUGUAACAAAUAUCUCCGACUAAAAGUACCGGAAGUUGAAGGACUUAUCAUAGAUAGCAGCAUUCACAGAAUGGAAGCGAUUUGCAAGCAUCCUUCCCCGAAAUCUCGUCAAGACGUCAUCGAUAUUCUAAGCGAUCAGACUGGCGAUCAAUACAGGGUUUACCAAGAAAUUAAACAAGAUGACUACGUCAAAACAAUCGCUACUGGUAUUUUCGAUUGUACCGAAAGAACGUGGUCCAUUUAUACGGACAAACCAAAUUCUACGGAGCCAAUUUUGGUAAUAGCUUUGCAGAUAGACGACCGCGGCACAUCGUCGACUUCUUCCAUGUAAAGUCAAUGAAAUUAAUACAUCUCUAUAGAUGCAUUCCUAACUGAUUGCGAGUCUCCAAACUAUUCGAACCGCAACGAAUAAACGAUGAUGCGUACAUUUAAUUGUUCACCAUUAUACGAUUAUGUAUCGAUUAUGCAUGUACAUUGUCUCUUAUUAUAUAGAAAUAUACAAACAUACAAAUAUAUAUAUAUAUAUAUAUA